Cryptomeria japonica (Japanese cedar) is the source of this 1173-nucleotide messenger RNA. RefSeq names its product glucan endo-1,3-beta-glucosidase-like. Gene Ontology annotation, cellular component: plasma membrane. The record is from RefSeq and is a predicted model, not a curated record. Lineage: Eukaryota; Viridiplantae; Streptophyta; Pinopsida; Cupressales; Cupressaceae. Gene Ontology annotation, biological process: carbohydrate metabolic process. The transcript has 3 exons. Gene Ontology annotation, molecular function: hydrolase activity, hydrolyzing O-glycosyl compounds. Bases 1 to 1173 code for a protein of 390 amino acids.
AUGGAAAACAUUCAGAGGGCAUUGAAGAAGGCUGAUCUGCAGAACAACAUCAAGGUCUCCACACCAUACCCAACGUCCGUGUUGAACAACUCAUUUCCUCCGUCUGAGGGAACAUUUGGUGAGGAUAUGAGUGCUAUCCUUAACUUUCUAUCAGAUAAUGGCUCCACUUUCAUGGCCCACGUCUAUCCAUACUUCAGCUACAAAAACUCCGCAGGUUCAACUUCUGCAGACUAUUCGCUGUUUAGAUCGACAAAUACUGUGGUGACUGAUGGCAAUUUAAUGUAUAACAACUUGUUCGACGUUUUUGUGGACGCUUUUAUAUCUGCUAUGGAAAAGCUGGGACAUUCCAAUAUUCCAAUUGUAAUAACUGAAAGUGGGUGGCCCACUGAAGGCAAUGCCGUGGCUACUGUGGACAAUGCCCGAACUUACAACAACAAUCUCAUCAAGCAUGUUUUGUCAAAUGCAGGAACACCAAAGAGACCUGGAACGACAAUUGAGACAUAUAUUUUUACACUGUUCAAUGAGAAUCAGAAGACUGGGUCUGAGGCGCGCCAUUUUGGUCUGUUUGAUACCACUAAAAUUCCUGUCUACCCUAUGGACUUCCUAGCUGAAAGUUCUGUUUACCCUCCGCUCAGCUCACCUGAAAGGAGGCCAAAGGUAGAAGAAGAAUGCAGGUCUGAAGACAAGGCCUCCAAUUGUAGAAAGAGAAAGACAGCUAUAGAAGGAGAUCUAGCCGCUACCACAGAAGGUGAUUCAUUGGAGUGCAAAAAUGUUGAAGAAAAAGUAGAAAUGCUGCAGAAAAUAGAGACUAAGAAGCUGCAACUUAAAGGAUGGCAUCACAGCGAACGGGUGAAUGACAACAUUAAACCAUUCUGUCCUGUCCACAUCAAAUACAUUGCAGUGGAAAACGAGGUUUUUGCAAACAGAGCAUACGUUUCAUAUCUCGUGCCUGCUAUGAACAAUAUUCAGAAGGCAUUGAGUAACGCCAAUUUGCAGAACGACAUCAAGGUCUCUACACGACACGCAACGUCCGUGCUGUACAAUUCAUUUCCUCCCUCCAAGGGAACAUUUGGUGAGAAUAUGAGUGCCAUACUUAAGUUUUUGUCAGAUAAAUACCCUCCUUUCCUGGCCAGUGUCUAUCCAUACUUUAGCUACAAAUACAACAGAGAUUGA